UGCAAUACUCUUAUGUACCUAUUGUUAGGAUUUUGUGUGUAAAACAAUGAAUGUGUGUCAGUUUUUAUUUUCCAAUUUCCUGCUAUGAGGUUACCAUUUCUAAAGGAUGUAAAAAACUUGCUUGAGUUUACAUUUAGUAGAAGUAACUUGGUGUCUAUCUUAUUCUUCAUCUACACAAUGCCUCAUAAAGUAGCAAAGAAGCUAUACAACUCUCAUAGUGAUCAAAUGCCCCCUUAUGGAAGCACAAUUGCUGAGUAUGAAGUUCUUAACCUAAUUGGACGUGGCGCUUUUGCUUGCGUAUACCGCGCAAAGUGCAGACAGUCAAACCGUGGUGUAGCGAUCAAAAUGAUCGAUAAACGGAGCAUGAGGAAGUCCGGGAUGGUUUCUCGUGUCCGGAGCGAGGUUGAAAUUCAUGCCCAGCUCAAGCAUCCUUCAAUACUGGAGCUGCAUCACUGUUUUGAAGAUGCUGAUCAUGUUUAUCUCAUCUUGGAGCUUUGCAUGAAAGGAGAACUGAACCGAUUUUUAAAAAGUCAAGGAAAUUCAUUGUGUGAACAACAAGUGCGUGAAUUCAUGGUGCAAAUAGUAGAAGGAAUGUUGUAUCUACAUGCACAUGGAAUUCUUCAUCGUGACAUAACCCUUGCCAAUAUGCUGCUUGAUGAUAAUUGCCACAUUAAAAUAGCUGAUUUUGGGCUCGCAACUCGCCUUGCUCUACCUACAGAUAAACACUUCACCAUGUGUGGUACCCCAAACUUCAUAUCUCCAGAGAUAGCAACUCGAAGCGCGCAUGGUUUAGAAUCUGAUGUAUGGUCACUGGGCUGCAUGUUUUACACGUUUUUGGUGGGCGUGCCUCCAUUUGACACUGACGCAGUUAAAAGCACACUGAACCGCGUUGUGCUUGGUAACUUCACAAUACCUGAGAAUAUUUCACAACAAGCCAGUGACCUCAUCACUAAAAUGCUAAGGAAGGAUCCUCAAGAUCGUAUCUCGCUCUCUGCUGUGCUGGACCACCCAUUCAUGAAACCAGACACGCUAAAAGGUCGUGAGGCGUCAGUAGACAGUGGACAUGCGACAAUGACAACCAAUUCAACGAACAACUACAGUAGGCAAGGCACCCUACACCACCAACAACCAAGCUUUACUGAGUCGAGAAGGCAGCCGCCAAGAACGAGACCAAUCGUGGCUUUACCGCCGCAGAAAUUGGAACCUGUUCUGGACAUAGGUUCGACCUAUGAGGAGUCUUACGAUGAACGACGACCGGCGGCGAAAAACGGCUUCGGCCGGCCCGAGAACACCGAUACCCGGCGGCAGUGGGCGAGUCGGACCCGGGACAUGCCGGGCAAUCGACCUCCAAUGUGGCGGCAACCGGAAGACCGCGGGGAAAACCCUCAUGACGUGCGACAUGUCCACGGCGACGGGUCUUGGGGUCAACGCACGGACUCGUUUACUAGCGGUACUCUGCCUUCCAAGCCACGCAGUCAUUACAGUCAAGGUCGGCACGAUCGUUAUAAGUCUCGCAACUCAACCUUAUCUAUUGAAAGCAGUUCGACAGGCAGCGCUCGUCGUUACCCGCGCGAACCGCAGUCGAAUGACGUCACCGGAUACGACGACACGUUACAGGGGAAAUUCCCUGACGCGUCGACCAUGCGACCCGACGAUCUGUUCUACCCUCCAGGGGGAAGCUUUCAGCCUUACCAAGCAAAAUACGAACCAGGAUGCUACAAAUCGAACACAAGUAAUUACUCAAGACCCCGCCACCCGCCAUCACCACCUGUGCGGGAUUACACGGCCGAUGAUUCGGAAUAUCACGAUAUACAACGGCAAGGAGAUCCCGCGCAUCGUAGCUUCAAACAGAACGACAUAAACCGUUCGUCGUCAAUGCAGAACGUUUCACAGACUGAAGAUUCGCUGCUACGACCUAACGUAACCCGCGGUUCCCGUUCUGCGUCCUCUCGUCGAUACAAAGACAGUUCUAUCGCGAACAGCGACCCUGCGGAGUCUGAUCGCACCUCAGCUCGUGACUACAACCAUCACUCUUCCAGUCAUGGCGCAGUCCGCGGCAGAACAGCCGACAGGAUGCGCAAGCAUGCCGAUUACGCGCCACCAAAACCCGAGCGGUCGCAGUGUAAUAUUUCCAGCGAAAACAAGCACACUCAAAGCCACAAUUGGUAUAAUGGAAAACAGACGCAAGAGCAACAUAAUAAUAGAACUAUUGACCGUACUCCAAAUCAAGAUAAGGGGAAUGACGUCACAGAGCAAUCACACACGCAACUCAAAGACGCACGAACCAAGUCAAGCUCGAACAUGUACAGCAAACCUCCAAAGCCACACCACAGCGUUCAUUCCCACACAUCAUCCAAUACAAGACGAGCGGAAGCGAAAUCUCGCGACCUUCCCAACAUUAACUCAUGCAGACUUCGCACAAUUCGACAAAAAGCCAAAAAUUCCAUGGUCAGCAUACUACAGAAUGGUGAGGUGUGUCUGGAAAUAGUGAACAGCAAAACAGGCAAAGAUAUUGUUACUGAAGUACUGUGCGUCUCAGACAACGGAAAUUCAAUAAAGAUAUUUUCACCCACCACCAAAGAACAAAGUGGAUAUAUAUUAUCCAAACAACCACCCAUACCACCAGACUCAACCAAUACAUAUGAGAAAUCUACAUUACCUGACAAAUACCACAACAAGUACAAAUAUCUAGCAAGGUUUGUGCAAUUGGUACGAUCUAAAACACCCAAGGUAACUCUGUUUACAAAGCAAGCAAAGUGCAUGUUAAUGGAAAACGCACCGGAAGCCGACCUCGAAGCAUGUUUUUAUAACGGCGCUAAGGUCCAACAGAGCAAAGGCAAAACUAUGAUAAUCGAUCAGACCGGCAAGCUUAUCACACUGGACAGCCAAGAUUUGCGUAGAUUACCACUCGACCAAAACUGUGAAGCAAUUGCUAACCUCACCCCCGAGUACCAAGAUAUGCUGACUCAUGCUCUGACAUCACGACAGAAAGCUCUCGACAUCGAGUCAGCAAUUUCGGUGGUUGAGGAGAAUUCGGGAAAUGACUCGUCAUAUUUUCCUAUAACUGUAUCACGGCGACCAACCAAUGAAACAACCCGCACCACAAACUUAACCAAAACCUCACUACGUGACAAACCAUCCACUCCAACAAGAAGCCCCGAGCCUGUAUCAACACCUCGAACCCCUGAUAGUUUGCCGACACCAUCAAUAGCUCCCACCACGUCUCCAAGCGCAGCACCCCCUAUUCAUUUUACUGAGUCAGUUCUUUCAUAUCGUUCUAGUGCUACAGCCAUGAGCAGGAAACGAAGCGUGCCAAAAGCACCAGCUUCCUCAAACGGGUCGUCUAAAAAUGAUCACAGAGAGCAUGUUUUCACUCCACUGGCCGACUCUAACCAGGUAUCCAAGACAUUGGAAGUCCCAGGUGUUGGUCGUGCCUCACAUUUAUGCACCGGUGAUAUAUGGGUUAUGUACAAUGAUAGAUCACAGAUAUUAAUGCAGUCAGCUACAACUACUGUGCUCUACUCCCACCCUUCCGGCCGCAGAGAAAGGUUCGGCCAGUCUGCUAGGUUGCCGGAAUACGUGAAAGCCAAAUUAUCUGACCUACCUUCUAUUGUUGAAAUGCUUGUACAGGCGGCUAGAGAAAGCCCCGCUAACAGUGGUUCAAGAUAGUGACUUUACAUUUACUUUACAAUAUUUUGCAACAUUUUUAUCAUCCUGUUUUACUUUUAUACGCUGCGAAAAUAUAUAUUGCUGUUUGUUUUAAGGUUUUUUUAGACGUUUUUUUUAUUCGACUGCUGGAAAACGUAUUAUUGCUGCUGUUAUAUAUCAAAAGUAUAUUAUUAGUUCGUAGCUGCUGUUAUAUCGAUCAUAAUAAACUGUAAAACUUGUUUGUUAUCUAAA
Ciona intestinalis (vase tunicate) is the source of this 3900-nucleotide messenger RNA. The record is from RefSeq and is a predicted model, not a curated record. Lineage: Eukaryota; Metazoa; Chordata; Ascidiacea; Phlebobranchia; Cionidae.